This is a messenger RNA of Clonostachys byssicola, 1107 nucleotides long. The record is from the annotation of a GenBank genome assembly. Lineage: Eukaryota; Fungi; Ascomycota; Sordariomycetes; Hypocreales; Bionectriaceae.
AUGGGUCAUCUUUUAGCUAUCCUCCCUUUCCCUGAGCCAGAAGGUUUUAGAGUCACAAUACAGCAGAAGUUUCCUGCGUUACAUGUUACAUGGGUUCACCAACCCUACGGUAUCACCAAUUGGGACACUGCAAACAACAUCGAUGAAGAACUUUUCAAAGACGCAACCAUCCUCACCACAUUGUCCGUUAUUCCAAAACCAGAGCAAGCUCCGAAGUUGAAGUUUAUUCAGCUACUCCCAGCUGGUGUUGAUCAUUUACUCGAUGAACCCAUUUUCAAAAAGGAUGAUAUUCAAAUCGCGACGACAUCUGGUAUCCAUGCGCCCCAGAUUGCGGAAUGGGUUGUCCUGCAAAUUCUGUCGUUUUCGCACCACGCACGCUAUCUUGCGGACAGUCAGAGCAGGGGUGAAUGGAUUUCCCACAGCAAAUUAACAGAAUCCCAAGGCCCAGUCCGAGAUAUGACCAUUACUCGGGUGGGCAUCCUUGGCUAUGGGAGUAUAGGAAGGCAGAUAGCACGCGUGUGCUGCAGUAUGGGCUCAGAGGUCUUUGCUUUUACGGCGUCUCCACGAGAUACGAUCGAAAGUAGAGUUGACCCUGGCUUCUGCCUCCCUGGGACUGGAGAUCCUGAAGGGCUUCUACCAACCAAAUGGUUCCACGGGCUUCACAAGGCUUCAGUCCAUCAAUUCCUACAGCAGAAUCUCGAUGUCUUAGUUGUGUGUUUGCCUCUUACAGAGAAGUCCACGCAUCUUAUCGGUGAAGAGGAGCUCUCUGUGCUCGCCGAGCAAAACAGAGUGCGCCAAGGGCCCGGUACAUUGAUCAUCAAUAUUGCUCGAGGCCAGAUCAUCCACCAAGAGGCCUUGAUAGCGACACUGAAGAAGCCAGUGGAGGAAAGUGGCCUUCGAGGUGCAGCCCUGGACGUCACGGAGCCUGAGCCAUUGCCCCAAGAUAACGAGUUGUGGUAUCUGCUCAACGUGGUUCUUCAUCCUCAUGUUAGUGGCUUGACAACUGAGCAUCAAAACCGUUAUAGGGCUGUGCUUGAGGAAAAUCUGACUCGUUUCAUGGAAGGAAGAGAAUUGAUGAAUUUGGUAGAGAAGAAAAGAGGAUAUUAA